This is a messenger RNA of Mercurialis annua (annual mercury), 798 nucleotides long. RefSeq names its product thioredoxin-like protein CITRX2, chloroplastic. Gene Ontology annotation, molecular function: protein-disulfide reductase activity. The coding region runs from base 71 to 607 and encodes 178 amino acids. The record is from RefSeq and is a predicted model, not a curated record. Gene Ontology annotation, cellular component: thylakoid. Gene Ontology annotation, biological process: cell redox homeostasis; plastid organization. NCBI's taxonomy places the organism in Eukaryota, Viridiplantae, Streptophyta, Magnoliopsida, Malpighiales, Euphorbiaceae. The transcript is spliced from 4 exons.
AUAUCUGCAAAAACUGUUCUAAAACCCCUCAGAAAACCUCAUUUUUUGCUCACUAUCAGAUUCUGCAAAAAUGGCUAUUCAUCUUCAAGCUCACUUGCCUUCCAUAAAGAUAACAUCUUUCUCAUCAAUUUUACCUCCCAAUUCUCCAUUUUCAAAUUCCCUUUCGUUUCCUUUAUCUUCCUUAAAAACCCACCAACACAACACCUCUCUGUUCUCCAACACUAACCCAAGAAGACAAAUUUGCAGACCCCCGAAUGGAAAAUAUAUUAGAGAAGACUAUCUUGUGAAAAAGAAAUCAGCAGAGGAAAUACAGGAAUUGGUCAGGGGAGAAAGAAAUGUACCCAUUAUUAUUGAUUUCUAUGCAACUUGGUGUGGACCUUGUAUUUUGAUGGCUCAAGAACUUGAAAUGCUUGCAGUUGAAUAUGAGAGCAAUGCGGUGAUUGUGAAGGUUGAUACUGAUGAUGAAUACGAGUUUGCUCGUGACAUGCAGGUCCGAGGCUUGCCAACAUUGUAUUUCAUCAGUCCGGAUCCAAACAAGGAUGCAAUUCGAACUGAAGGGCUCAUUCCGAUACAGAUGAUGCGCGACAUCCUUGAUAAAGAUAUGUGACGGUGAAGUAAGAGAUUUUUGUUGCCCCAUGAUCAGAUGUGCUAUUUUCCGAUCAAAUUGAGGCUCUUGGUGAUCCAUGUAGAUUUGUUUUUGCCCAAACCUCUGAUUCAUAUAGUUUGUUGUAUAAUUGUUGUAGAUGGAUUCUUUUUAAAAGUUUUCAGUUGUAGUGAGAAAAGUUUAUUCGUAUCGAA